This is a messenger RNA of Jatropha curcas, 3491 nucleotides long. The record is from RefSeq and is a predicted model, not a curated record. Lineage: Eukaryota; Viridiplantae; Streptophyta; Magnoliopsida; Malpighiales; Euphorbiaceae.
UAAUUUGAAGAAACAAGGCAAAAACAACACCUAAUGGCAACUUUCACCUUGUACAAUUUUCCCUCUCUUAUUUCCUUUCUUUUACUUUUUUUGUUACCUUCUUCGCUUUAUGCUGCUUCAGACUCUGUUGAAGAAGCAAAUGCUCUUCUCAAAUGGGCAGCCAGUCUCAAUAACCUGAAACUGUCAAAUAUUUCUUCAUGGCCUCUUCUUUCUCAAAACACCUCCAAUUCAAAUUCAAGAACGACACAUUGCAAUUGGCUUGGAAUUUCUUGCAACAAUGGAGGCAGAGUAGUUAGGUUGAAUCUGACGAAUGCAGGUCUAAAUGGUGCACUGAAUGAUCUUUCUUUCUCUUCUUUUCCUGAUCUUUCAUAUAUUGAUCUUAGUAUCAAUGAACUCUCUGGUACAAUUCCGCUUGGCCUGACUCAGCUCUCAAAACUCAUUUAUCUUGAUUUGUCAUAUAACUCCUUGUACGGAAACAUUCCUCCUGAAAUUGGCUUGUUAACAAAACUUGAUACCCUGCAUCUUGCUGCUAAUGACUUUAAUGGCUCGAUUCCUCGAGAAAUAGGGAACUUGAGUUCCCUUACUGAGCUUGCCUUGUAUACCAAUAAUCUAGAAGGUCCUAUUCCUGCUUCUUUGGGUAAUUUAACCAAGAUGGUUAGUUUAUAUCUCUAUGAAAAUCAACUUUCCGGUUCAAUUCCUCCCGAAAUGGGAAAUCUCACCAAUUUGCGAGAAAUUUUUAUGGAUACAAAUAGUCUAUCAGGUCCAAUUCCUUCCACUUUUGGGAACUUGAAAAACCUAACUGUAUUGCUUAUGUUCAAGAAUAAACUCUCCGGUACAAUUCCUCAAGAAAUCGGAAAUUUGAAAUCUCUCCAGAAGCUUAGUCUUUAUGCAAACAAUCUUUCUGGCCAAAUUCCAGCAUCAUUAGGUGGUCUGACUAGUCUUACCACUCUUCAUCUCUAUGGAAACCAGCUCUCCGGCUCCAUUCCAGAAGAAUUGGGCAACUUAAAGUCUAUUAUUGAUCUAGAGUUGAGUGAGAAUAGACUUACUGGUCCAAUUCCUCUUUCCUUUGGCAAUUUAAGCGAGGUCGAAUCUUUGUAUCUCCGCGAUAAUAACCUUUCUGGAUCAAUACCUGAAGAGAUAGCAAGUCUACCAAAACUAUCUGUACUUCAACUAGACCACAACCAGUUCACUGGUUCUUUGCCCCAAACCAUUUGCCAAACUAAAGUGCUUGCAAACUUCACCGUCAAUAAUAAUUUUCUUCAAGGCCCAAUCCCCAAAAGCUUUAGAGAUUGUGUGAGCUUCAUGAGAGUUCGUUUGGAGGGAAAUCAAUUCACUGGAAAUAUAUCUGAAGAUUUUGGUGUCUAUCCUCAGCUUCAGUUCCUAGAUCUAAGCCAAAACAAACUCCAAGGAGAAAUAUCACCCAACUGGGCAAAAUGUCCGCAACUGGCCACUUUACUGAUCGCAGAUAACAAUAUUACUGGUUCCGUACCAGCAGAGCUUGGAAAUGCAAAUCGGCUACAAGCACUUGAUCUUUCUUCAAAUCAAUUAUCCGGAACAAUUCCUAAGGAUUUGGUGAGAUUGACUUCUUUAGUGAAGCUAAAUCUAGCAAACAAUCGGUUCUCUGCCGCUAUUCCUUCAGAACUGGCAUGGUUGACCGAUCUCCAGUUCCUAGACCUUUCAUCAAACAGGUUGAGUGCAAUUCCUGAAAACAUUGGAAAAUUGGCUAAAAUUAUUUACUUGAAUUUGAGCAUCAAUGAAUUUAGCCAAGAAAUUCCAAUUGGGUUAGGAAAGUUAUUUCAGUUAUCAGUGUUGGAUUUAAGCCGUAAUUUUUUCAAGGGAGAGAUUCCAUCGCAAUUAAGUGGUAUGCAGAGCUUAGAGACUUUGAACAUCUCUUACAAUAAUAUUUCUGGUUUUAUACCAGAUGGUCUUGAUAACAUGCUUGGUUUGGUGACCGUUAACAUAUCAUACAAUGAAUUAGAAGGUCCCAUUCCAAACAACAAAGCAUUUCAAAAUGCUUCAAUUGAUGCCUUUCAAGGAAAUAAAGGAUUGUGUGGAAAUGUCAAAGGAUUGCCUCCCUGCAAUUCACCUUCUACACAUAAUCACACCUCAAAAAAGCACAGGAGAAAGUUGUUUCUGAUAAUUUUCUUUCCUGUUUUUGGAGUUCUUUCUCUCCUUUCUUUCUUAGGAGUUUAUUUCUUUUUAAGAAAAAGAAAACCAGAUCCAGAAGCAGAAGAAGGCGAUGAACAAGAAGAUGAACCAUUUUUCAUUUCCAGUUCUGAUGGAAGAAUUCUGCACGAUGAGAUAAUAAAAAGUACUAAUAGUUUUGAUUCUGUAUAUUCUAUUGGUAAAGGAGGAUUUGGAACUGUGUACAAAGCAAAUUUGCCAUCAGGAAGCACAGUAGCGGUAAAGAGGCUAAACCCAGUUGGUGAUGGCGAAAGGAAAUACCAAAAAGAGUUGUUGAACGAGAUAAGGGCAUUAACUGAAAUAAGGCAUAGAAACAUUAUAAAGCUUUACGGUUUUUGCUCCUAUUCAAGGCACUCUUUUCUGGUUUACGAGUAUCUUGAAGGUGGUAGCUUGGCGACAGUGUUGGACAAUGAUAAAGAAGCUAAAGAAUUGGAUUGGGGCAAGAGGGUGAAUAUUGUUAAAGGAGUUGCUAAUGCAUUGUCUUAUAUGCAUCACAAUUGCUCACCUCCAAUUGUUCACAGAGACGUAAAAAGCAAAAAUAUUUUGCUUGAUUCUGAUUAUGAGGCUCAUGUAUCUGAUUUUGGCACUGCCAAGCUUCUCUAUCUUGAUUCAUCGCAUUGGACUGCAAUGGCUGGCACAUAUGGAUAUAUUGCACCAGAGCUUGCAUACACAAUGAAGGUGACAGAGAAAUGUGAUGUAUAUAGUUUUGGAGUUUUAGCCUUAGAAGUGGUGAAAGGAAAGCACCCAGGUGAAAUCAUCUUCUCUGUAUCGUCUCCUUCAGCAGCCAAUAUACAACUAGAAGAUGUUAUAGACAAACGACUUCCAACUCCUUCACCUGAAAUUGAGGAAGAACUGAUGAAAAUCGCUAAAAUUGCAAGUGCAUGCUUGUGCACGAAUCCACAAUCUCGGCCUACAAUGCAUAUGAUUUCUGAAAUAUUAGAUGCUCAAAUCCCACUUCUCUAGAUUCAUAUUCACGGAAAUCAAACUUUAGCCUGACAAUAUAUUUCUAUGCACUUAUAUGGUUGAAUUGGGUUCCAACCACUCCCACUCCUCUCCUUUCCUCUUCUCCUCCCCCCAUCCUGUAAUCUAUAGAUUAAAUAAAUAAAAAAUCCAUACUCACAUUUUGGCUACAGGACUACAACUAUGGACCUGAACGUGUAAAAAAGUGUGUAAUAAAGACUUCUACAUAUAGGAUUUCUUCUUUUUCUUCUUUGUGCGUGUGUUUGGGUAAAUAAGAACCGGUACUCAAACGUGUCACAGAAUUAAAUGUUGCAAUAUAUAAAAAAUUCAUACAUAUAUAUUUUUAA